Molecule: messenger RNA, 575 nt
Organism: Procambarus clarkii (red swamp crayfish)
Lineage: Eukaryota; Metazoa; Arthropoda; Malacostraca; Decapoda; Cambaridae
Product: cuticle protein AMP1A
Cellular component (GO): chitin-based extracellular matrix
Molecular function (GO): structural constituent of chitin-based larval cuticle
Source: RefSeq, a predicted model, not a curated record
AUAUAAACAGCUCCCCGUACGCAGAUGUCAGGCCUCUUCAUCAAGUCCCCUUACCAGCAACAUGAAGCUUGUUCUGCUCGCCCUCUUGGUCGCCCUGGCCGCCGCCGCCCCUCGCCCUGAUCAGGACGCAGAGACCUUGGUGGACGAGCGCGAGGACAAAGGUGACGGCAGUUUCAAUUACCAAUUUGAAACCAGCAAUGGACUCGCCGAGGAACGUGUCGGCACCAUUGGCGCUGAGGGCCAGAGCAACUUCCAAGGCAGCUACAGAUUCACUCUUCCUGACGGCACCGUCGCCGAGGUCACCUACGUCGCCGACGAGAACGGCUUCAGGCCCGAGUCUCCGCUGAUCCCCACGCCCCACCCCCUCCCCGCUCAUGCCCUCGCACAGAUAGCCUUCGCAGAGGAGCAGCGCGCUAGGGGCAUCACCUUCGAGAAGUAAACUGGAGAUAAAUGGCCUCCUCUAUGACCUUGAUAACGACCUUUACGUAUAUAUUCAACCUCAAACUUCAACAUGUCAGUCUAUCCUUACAUAGUCCAUCGGUAUCACCUGCUUAAAAUAAAAUCUUAUGAAUAUU